This is a messenger RNA of Danaus chrysippus (African queen), 2436 nucleotides long. Lineage: Eukaryota; Metazoa; Arthropoda; Insecta; Lepidoptera; Nymphalidae. The record is from the annotation of a GenBank genome assembly.
AUGCAGAGAGCCCAGGCCAGCAGUGAGCGGACCCCGCUGGUGCCGCCCACAUACAUGUUCGAGUCCAGCAUCUCCAGAACCUAUCAGAAACGACUCAGGAACUUCCAGUGCGCCGUCUGCGUCGUAUUGAUUUUACUGCUGUCUGUAACAUUAUUGGUGACCAUUUCCUAUAACCUCACCCUCGGCGGCCCGGAGUUUCCAGAGGUCGUGUCUCCAACAACACCACCUUCUCCUGAGGGAAACCUCACUCGCCGGCUUACUCUAAGUCCUGACCUGAUGCCGAUCAUAAACAGAUCCUGGCCUCUCCAUGGUCGCCCUAUCCCAAAAUGGGAAGCCGAAACAAUAAGUCCCGAAGCCAUAGACGCCGCCGUACAGAAAGGCAAAGCUAUGCUAGUGAAGCGUAGAAUGAUAGAGAGAAGCCUUACUCCUCUCGACUCAGAGUCACCGGCCUUCAGGGGUCAAAGGGCGGCAGCUACGUCCGCUCUAGUUAAACCGAUCGCCGAGACAGCGUACGCUGUUGAAGAGGCGACCAGAGAAUUACUGAACAGGACUGAGCUACCUGAUGCAGUGGGCGCCGUAGGUGUCGGACCACCAACUAACGGAUCAUUCCCGGAGCCAGCCUACUGCCGGCCGCCCCCCGCGCCCUGCGUCACCUCUAAGUACAGGACCCAGGAUGGCUCCUGUAACAACCUGGAGCAUCCUCUACUCUGGGGCGUCUCCAACACACCGUUCAGACGAGUGCUACCUCCAGAUUACGGUGACGGUGUAAGUUCCCCCCGCACUGGUUGGAACGGCGCUCCUCUGCCCAGCGCUCGUGACGUCAGCGUGACGGUCCACCGACCCAGCUACGCUCACGACACACAGUUCACGGUGAUGCUGGCCGUGUGGGGACAGUUCAUAGACCACGACAUCACGGCCACCGCUCUCAACAAGGGAGCGAACAGCACUCCCAUCUCCUGCUGCUCCGACAUGACGAUCCACCCGGAGUGCUUCCCGGUGCAGCUGGACCCGGAGGACCCCUUCUACCAGGACUACAACCUCACGUGUAUGGAGUUCGUGAGGUCAGCGCCCGCGCCUACCUGCCAUUUCGGUCAUCGUGAGCAGCUGAACCAGGCGACGGCGUUUCUUGACGCGUCUACAGUGUACAGCUUUAUGGAGAACAAGACCAACCAGCUGCGAGCGGGAGCCAACGGACAGCUGAGGAUGUUGAAGCUCGGACCCUGGGAACUACUGCCGCCCUCCACAGACCCUAACGACGGGUGUAACACGGUCGAGAUGAACGCGAAAGGACGGUACUGCUUCGAAUCAGGUGACGACCGCGCUAAUGAGAACCUCCAUCUAACUACGAUGCAUCUACUAUGGGCCCGACAACACAACCGCGUGGCGACGCGCCUGCAGCAGCUCAAUCCCGCUUGGGACGACCAGCAGCUGUUCCAGGAGACGCGCAGAAUCGUCGGGGCACAGAUGCAGCACAUCACAUAUGCAGAAUUCCUACCUUCUAUAUUAGGAGAAGACGUAAUGUGGUCGCUGAACCUGACGCUCCAGGAGUCAGGGUACUCCAGCGUGUACGACCCAGACGUGGACCCAUCCAUCGCGAACCACUUCUCUGCCGCAGCCUUCAGAUUCGCUCACACCUUGCUGCCGGGUCUGAUCCAUAACGUGGACCUAAGCACGGGCACGGUGAGCUACACGCAUCUACACGAGAUGUUGUUCAACCCGUACACGCUGUACACGGAGCAGGGGUCCAAAAAGUCCGUGAGGUCCGCCAUCAACACGCCCGUGCACGCGGUGGACCCGCACAUCACCAGCGAGCUGAGCAAUCACCUGUUCGAGCGUAGCGUUGCCAACACCAGCAGUGGUGUGAAAGGCGCCAACCCCUUGCCGUGUGGGUUGGACCUAGUGUCUCUGAAUAUACAACGGGGUCGUGACCACGGCCUGCCCGCCUACCCCGCCUGGAGAGAACACUGCGGCCUCUCUCGACCACAGACCUUCGAGGACCUCGACCCGAUCUUUGACGAACUCUCUUUGAGCAGGAUUUGCAAAAUAUACAAGAGCGUCGAUGACAUAGACUUGUACACGGGCGCCCUGGCCGAGGACCCCAAGGGUCGUCUGCUUGGGCCCACGCUCACCUGUCUGGUGGCGGACCAGUUCCUGCGACUCAAGGUCGGGGACCGCUACUGGUAUGAAACCUCGGAUCCAGAUAUUAAAUUUACUCCAGAACAACUGUACGAAAUCCGUAAGACGACGCUAGCGGGAGUAAUCUGCGCUAACGAGGGUCUACUAGACCAAGCGCAGCCUCGCGUUAUGGAGGCUCUGAGCGCCACCAACCCGCUGGUCGACUGUAAAGAACUCCCUCAACCAGACUUCAAACCUUGGAUAGAUCCCGACCAGAUCCAGCCUACUAAGAAACCAAACAAAAAAAAUAAGAAAGGAUAA